GAAUGGAAAUGGGCGAGUACCCCUACUAAAUUUGUUUUUAGGUUAUGUCAAAUGUUAUAAAGUAUAAAUUAGAUUGUCAAAAGUUGUGAUUGCUUGUGUUUACAUUGUAGUUUGUUUCAACGCUUCUUGUGUGGUAACAUUCGCAAUGUCCAAGGAGGAGCCUCCGUUAAAGAGGUACAGACGCGAAGAAAACAAAGGUUCUGAUUCAGAGGACGGGAGUUACGUUCCAUACGUACCCGUUAAGGAAAGGAAAAAGCAACAGUUACUUAAAUUAGGACGUUUGGGUCAACUGAAAGAGGCGGAGCAAAACAAAACUAAAUCAUCAAGCGAAAACGAGACUAACGAAGACGACGAGGAAGAUGAAAUCUGGGGUAGAAAAAACAACAUUCCCUUGUUGGAUCAACACACGGAACUCAGAAAACUGGCUGAGGCCAAGAAAGUAAGUGCAGUGGAAAGGCAACUGAGGAAGGAGGAGGAGAUUUUAGAAAUUGUAGCCGAGAAAAAGGCCCUUAUGGGAGUUUCCGAACUAGCCAAAGGUAUCCAGUACAGUGAGCCAAUAAAAACAAGCUGGAGGCCUCCAAGGUAUGUGUUAACCCGGCCACACACUGUCCAUGAAAAAAUUCGAAAUGACCUUAGGAUAUUGGUGGAAGGGGACGAAAUACCGCCUCCACUUAAAACAUUCAGAGAAAUGAAACUCCAUGAGGGCAUAAUAUCGGGCCUCAAGGAAAGGAAAAUAAAAAAACCCACUCCCAUUCAAGUCCAAGGGAUUCCCACUGUAUUGUCAGGGCGUGAUAUGAUUGGGAUAGCUUUUACCGGUUCUGGAAAAACCCUGGUUUUUGUGUUACCUUUGAUAAUGUUCUGCCUCGAACAGGAGGUUAAAAUGCCUUUUAUCAGAAAUGAAGGACCUUAUGGGUUGAUUAUAUGUCCGUCAAGGGAGCUUGCCAAGCAAACCUUCGACAUUGUACAACAUUACAGCAUCAGUUUACGAAAGCACGGUAUGCCGGAAAUUAGGAGUUGCCUGGCUAUAGGCGGGGUGCCAGUGAACGAGGCUAUUGAAAUCAUACAAAAGGGAGUGCACAUAAUGGUGGCAACGCCCGGGCGGCUGAUGGACAUGCUCGAGAAGAAAAUCGUCAAACUGUCGGUGUGCAGGUACCUGUGCAUGGACGAGGCCGACCGAAUGAUCGACUUGGGCUUUGAGGAAGACGUCCGGACUAUCUUUUCCUACUUUAAUGGUCAAAGGCAAACGUUGUUGUUUUCCGCCACCAUGCCCAAGAAAAUUCAAAAUUUCGCUCGAUCCGCUCUGGUGAAGCCCAUAACGAUUAAUGUUGGCCGCGCAGGUGCCGCUUCCAUGAACGUUGUACAGGAAGUUGAGUACGUGAAGCAGGAAGCCAAGAUCGUGUACCUGUUGGAAUGUCUUCAGAAAACUACACCUCCGGUAUUGGUUUUUGCGGAAAAAAAACAGGAUGUGGAUGCGAUCCACGAGUACUUGCUAUUGAAGGGCGUGGAGGCGGUCGCCAUCCAUGGAGGCAAAGACCAAGAGGAGCGGUCCCGAUCGGUGGAGGCGUUCAGGAAGCAGAAAAAGGACGUGCUGGUCGCUACGGACGUGGCAUCGAAAGGAUUAGAUUUUCCCGAUAUUCAGCACGUGAUAAACUACGAUAUGCCGGACGACGUGGAGAAUUAUGUGCAUCGGAUAGGUCGUACCGGUAGAUCCGGCAACAAGGGUCUUGCGACCACUUUCGUGAACAAGUCCAACGAUGAAAUGGUACUGUUGGACCUGAAGCAUCUGCUCAUCGAAGCCAAGCAGAAGGUACCCGCGUUUCUGUCAGAGCUUUGUCCCGAGAGCGAAAAGUACCUUGAAUUGGGAGACGAAAGAGGGUGCAGCUAUUGCGGCGGUUUGGGACACAGGAUCACCGACUGUCCGAAACUCGAGGCGUUGCAAAAUAAACAGGCGUCCAACAUCGGCCGCCGCGAUUAUUUAUCGAACACCGCCGCCGAUUAUUAAAAACGAGAUCGUUCUGUACAUAAUUUUUGUUUUUUGUAAAAAAAAUGAUUGAAAUAGAGGUUUUUUUAUUCGUUUUUGA
Molecule: messenger RNA, 2081 nt
Organism: Cylas formicarius (sweet potato weevil)
Lineage: Eukaryota; Metazoa; Arthropoda; Insecta; Coleoptera; Brentidae
Gene: abs
Product: ATP-dependent RNA helicase abstrakt
Exons: 11
Coding region: 146-2002 (618 amino acids)
Biological process (GO): mRNA splicing, via spliceosome
Cellular component (GO): spliceosomal complex
Molecular function (GO): zinc ion binding; ATP binding; RNA binding
Source: RefSeq, a predicted model, not a curated record